Messenger RNA from Andrographis paniculata, 2635 nucleotides. Its product is annotated as U11/U12 small nuclear ribonucleoprotein 48 kDa protein. The transcript has 5 exons. The record is from RefSeq and is a predicted model, not a curated record. Bases 39 to 2303 code for a protein of 754 amino acids. Lineage: Eukaryota; Viridiplantae; Streptophyta; Magnoliopsida; Lamiales; Acanthaceae.
GCCCAAUACGCUCAACAAUUUGCUCUCCCCCCGCCGUCAUGAACCCGCCGCCGCCGCCGCCCGCCGGCAUUCAAAUUCCAUCGCACUCCUCAAUGCGACCACCACCGCCGUCUCCGCCGCAGCGUCCACCUUCUCUUCCGACUGUCUUAUCCGAACUAAGCUCCCUUCUUCAACUCUCCGAAGGCGCUCUCCGCUCUCUCCCGAUCCCUACGGCGAUCACCUCUUCCGCCGCACUUCUUCCCUGCCCUGUAAACCCUAACCACCGUCUUCUUCCUUCUUCUUUGUUCUCGCACUACCUCAAAUGUCCUACUCCGAUCUCCCUUUCCCACAAUUUUCAUUAUCCCUCCACUCUCAACUCCGCCGCUGUUUCUCCGCCUGCUUAUGCCUCUUCCUCCGAUGAUGUAGUCAUCUCUCUGGAAAGCUAUAUGGGGUUCAAAUCUCCCGCUAACAGCUUCUUUUAUCAAAACUGUCCAGGUCCUGUAACACCUACUGAACCGCCUCCAUCGCUUACCAUACCUAAGGAUUUGUAUAUGGAAUGCGCCGAGUUCGAUAAGGAUACUACUUCGAAAAAUAUUUUGGAUUAUUCAGUGGAUUAUAUUAGGUUUCUUCCAUCAGAAAUUUGGGCCAUUCGAAGUGAGAUUGAAGCGUGGGGCGGUGGCUUACCUGCUGCGUUUUCUUGUAGGAUUUUGCGUGCGAUUCUGAGGUUAAGAGAUUGUAAAUUGUUGCAUCUGAAUGAGUGGAUUGUUUCGAAUUCCCCUAAGUAUGGUGUUAUUGUUGAUUUUGCCUUGAGUCAUCAUAUGGUUUUGUUGAUUAGGUUGUGUUUGAAGGUGGUUGUUAAGGAUGCCUUUAAGUUGGCGGGUAUAAUAUUGGAAAAUGGGGAUUUGAAUGCGGAUGAGAAUGCUCUUGAGACAUUUCGAAGGUUUGAGUGCCCUGUUUUGGUGAAAAUGAUGAUGUGGUUGUCACUGCAAUUUAGGAUAUUGUAUGGUGAUGGUAAUGGAAAAAAAUUCACAGUCGAAGUAUUAAAGAAAUGUAUAUUAAAGGCGGCUUUGGAUGCUUCAUUGUUUUCCUUGGAGCAAAAUUGUGCUGAGCUAGAGAAAGUUAAUCGUAUGCAGGAGCCCAUGGAAAGUAUUGAAUACACUGAUUAUUCCAAGAGUGAUCCGAGGGGGAUUAUGAAUAUUGAAACUGUUGGAAAAAUUGUAAUCUUUAUCUCCCAGGUGGCAGCAGCUGUGACAUCUUUCCAUGAGCGAUCAUUGAUUGAGGAGAAAAUUAAGGCUUUACGAAAUUCAUGUCCAUUGCCAGCUUACCAACGCAAUAUGGAUCAUGAGUAUGUGUCAAAGAUAGCUAAUGAGGAGCGACAGAAUCGUCUGGAUUACAGACCUGUAAUUGAGCAUGAUAGUUUUCUUUGGCAGAGGUCAAAUAAUCAGGACACAAAUAGAGUGAAGAGCAGGGAGGAAUUACUAGCCGAGGAGAGAGACUACAAGCGCCGGAGGAUGUCAUAUCGUGGAAAGAAAGUGAAACGUAAUCCUGUAGAGGUAAUGAGGGAUAUUAUAAAGGAAUAUACAGAUGAAAUCAAGCAAGCUGAAGGUAUUGCUGACAUAUCAAAAACUGAGGAGGUGACUGAAUCAAUGGCAUCUGAUGACUUGAAUGCACAAGCAAAUGCUACUGGUGUUUCUGGAUCAAGAGGAAAAUCUAAGAUACCUGAAACAAACAGGGGCAAAUCACUUGAUUACUGGAGCGAGCACAGUUAUCAUCAUUAUUCGGAGGGCCUGAAUGAUGAAAUCAAGGAGCCAAGACAGGAUUUGAGUUCAGAUUAUUUGCAUAAAGAUCUCAACACAAAAAGCAAGAUAAAAGAAUAUGGUGAAGGUGAUUAUUUUGGUGGUCAAGAUGACAAAACAAAUAACAAUUAUUUUAGAGAGCGGGUGCAUGGUAGAAACAAGCAGGGGUACACAGAGGCCAGAGAAAGUUCUCCCCAAAGAUCAACCCAAAAAAGAAGCAAAUCACGUGAGGGCAACCAUCACAAACACAGAGAUGAACGUGAGCGAUAUUAUCAUAAAAGUGAAAGAGAAGAUCAUGCCCGAAGUUCUCAUAAAAGAGAGAGCUGGAAAGAUAAUAGAAAGCAUGGGGAAAGAAGGAGAAGAGAUGCAGAUGCUGCUCGUCAGGACAGACAUGAACACAGUGAGGGAUAUGAUGAUAGAAAGAGAAGUAAAACAGUCGGGAGUAGAAGUUCUCAUCCUGGCCUCCAUGAGUUUGAUGAUCGAUACAAUCCUUCAGAGUCACAUGGUUUUUAUGGCGAUGACUUCUGAACUUCACAGUGGUUUUUGGUGACUGGGAGUAGAUGAUGGUAUCAACUUAGACAUAUUAGCUAUUCCGUUACAACUGUCAGCUUGAAAAUAUAUGCAGCUGGUGCAAGCAGUCAUGCAGGUGUUUGAAAUUUAUCCACAACUGUAUCCUCUUCUGUAUCCUUCAUGAGUUUUAGCGUUUCUUAUUGAUUCCUGUGUUUAUUUUCUGUGUCCAUCUGUUUCAAUACAGAAGUAAACUAUAUAGUUUCAACAGGGAAAAAACAAAUUAAUUGUUUGCAUGGUCUUUUUCAUCUCAUUUAUGUUUCGCCGUCGUUUUCUCCUCUAUUUUCCUUUUU